AUGCCUGACCCGAACCUCGACCCGUACACGUCCAAAGCUGAGAACAACAAUGUCACGCCCCAACAAAAGAUUACAGACCUCCACAAAAUCUUACAGGCUGCAAAGACGGGGAUGCUCACCACGCGGGCGUCAGACGGGCAUUUGCACGCUCGUGCCAUGGCACCAGCCGGCCCGGUAUCCCCUACUCAGCUCAGCCUAGUCUUCAUCGCCAACAACACGUCUCCGAAGUGUCACGAGGUUCAAAAUGAUUCACACGUCAACGUCAGUUUUUUCGAUAAUUCAACGACGAACUGGGCCAGCUACUCUGGAAAAGCUAGGCUCAUCGAAGAUAGGAGCGUCAUCAAGCAGCAUUGGAGCUCCAUGAUGGCCGCCUAUUUCGGUGACCUGGGCGAUGGCGUUCACAAAGGCGACGAGAACGAUCCGCGCGUGAUUGCCAUCGAGGUUAUCCCAGACGAGAUCCGGUAUUGGAUCGCCACGAGUGGAGCGAUGAGUCGCACUGUGCAGACAGCGUUUGCCGCAGUGACGGGGAAGGGUACUGCUCCAGGCGAGCUCCGUGAGAUCACAGCCCCCGAGAUCCAGCUUACACAAGGUCUACAAUCCAAGAAGGGGAUUUAA
Molecule: messenger RNA, 615 nt
Organism: Heterobasidion irregulare TC 32-1
Lineage: Eukaryota; Fungi; Basidiomycota; Agaricomycetes; Russulales; Bondarzewiaceae
Exons: 5
Coding region: 1-615 (204 amino acids)
Source: RefSeq, a predicted model, not a curated record